AUGAGGCUCUUUUUUUUCUUUCUCUAUUUUCUUUGCUGUGCCACGGGAGGCAAGGCGGCCGACACAGCUGGCAUCUUUGAAACCCUGUUCUACUAUUAUGCCUACCGCAUCGAGUUGAGCGCAUUUCCAGACCAGGGAGACAGGAUGAUUGCCUGGGGAUGCGUGCCCGCCACCGGCACUGUGUGUACUUUCUAUGAAUUUGUGCAGGCUGUCAGGGAUCCAGGAACGACCGCCAUCGAUAUCGAUGCCGCGAACACAAUCCUGCCUCCAGUGGAAGACGCGGAUACGACUUUCGCCGACAUGAGGUUCGUGGGUACAUAUGAGCUAGCGAGUCUCUACAGAGAUGCUGGCAGGUUAAACCAUGUCAAACUGCUGGGCACCAUCACCAAUCGCGUUCAAGAAGCGCGUGAGCAGAUCACCGUCGACUCGGAACUUCUCGCGAAUGCAAAGAAGGGAUUGGAGCUCGCACAAGCCAUGCGGUGGACAGAGAACCUGGUCAAAACCCAAGCGUCCUUUAACGAAAGGUAUCCGGGUGUCAUCCUCUACGAGACCGAAGAAAAGCUGGACAGUGUCACCAUCAAGGUCAUCGACUGGGUCAAAACAGCCGAGGUUCAAGCCUCGCGAAGUAACUCGAAGGCAACAGCCCUCCAGACCAGGUACAAGAAGUGGGGAAGCACCACCCCAGGCUCGGAAUACAGGCACCAUCAGAAUAUACUGCGUGCCUUUGCGAUAAACCGAAAUGUCCUCAAUGCGGUUCCCAGCUGUCGCGCCUAG
Molecule: messenger RNA, 774 nt
Organism: Aspergillus aculeatus ATCC 16872
Lineage: Eukaryota; Fungi; Ascomycota; Eurotiomycetes; Eurotiales; Aspergillaceae
Exons: 1
Coding region: 1-774 (257 amino acids)
Source: RefSeq, a predicted model, not a curated record